AUGAGCAGCGAGCGCAGGCGGCGGGGACUCGCGGGGGGCCGGGGGAGACGAGGCCGCGAGAAGCCGGGCUGCGUCCCCAGGCGCACCGCAGGCGGUGGCGGGUUCCCGCGGCUCCGGCCGCCUCCAGCCGGGGCCCGCCGGCCCCACCGCCGCCUCGGCCAGGCCGCAGCCCCCGGCCCCCGCCCCGCCCCCGCUGCCCGGCCCCGUCCCCUGGGCCCGCCUGCUCCCGCCGGCUCCCGCCGGGCCUCCUCCCGCCCGCGCCCGCCCUUCGGCUCCCGCUCCCCCGGGAGCAGCGGCGGCGGCGGCAUGGCCCGGGCCCGCGGCCAGGCCCCGGGGAGCGGCGGGCGGCGGCGGCGGCGGGGCGGCGCGGGCCCCGGCCCCCGGGGGGAGUCGGCCGGGCUGCUGCUGCUGCUGCUCCAGGUGCUGCCGCCCGGGGCCGCGGCUGGGCCGGGGCGGCGGGGCCCGCGGGGCGGCGGCGUGUGCUGGCCCGGCGCUGCCCCUGCAUUUCCCCGGGACGCGCGGCUACUGCUGCUCCUGCCGCCGCCGCCGCUGCGGCCGCCGAGCCCCGCGCCCGCAGCCUCCGCCUCCCGGAUGGACGCUCUGCCCCGCGGCGGGCUGAGCCUGAAGGAGGAGCCGCUGCUGCCCUCCGGCCUGGGCUCCGUGCGCUCCUGGAUGCAGGGUGCGGGCAUCCUGGACGCCGGCACCGCGGCGCAGAGGUGCCUUUGCACACAGGCUCUGGGCACCCACUUCACUGCCAUGGUGGACGUGCCCCAGGAGCUGCUGCUCUCACUGUCCCUGGGCUGCAGCACCGCAGAUUCUGGGUGUGUGGGGCUGGGCAGGGCUCGGCUGAUAGACCUUGUCUGGGAUUGA
Molecule: messenger RNA, 870 nt
Organism: Erinaceus europaeus (western European hedgehog)
Lineage: Eukaryota; Metazoa; Chordata; Mammalia; Eulipotyphla; Erinaceidae
Gene: EBF4
Product: EBF family member 4
Exons: 4
Coding region: 1-870 (289 amino acids)
Source: RefSeq, a predicted model, not a curated record